CUCUCUCUCUCUCUCUCUCCUGCUGCUGCAUGAUUAAUGGGCAGCUCUGAUCCCAUGAUAAACACUGUCACCAUGAUCUUACUCCUCAUCCUCGUCCUUCUUCCUGCCUCCCACUCAGCUCCAAUCUCCUCAGAAUUCAUCCGCACAAGCUUCAACGCCUCCUACUUCCAAUUCAUCGACCAAACCGGCGUCUUCCUGGCCUCUCCUGGCGGAGGCGCUUUCACCGCCGCAAUCACCAACACCAACCCCGAUCACAAUCCGUUGCUAACCACCCCAGACUACUCAUUCUACUUAGCCGUCAUCCACCCCGGCUCCGGCACAGUCAUCUGGUCUGCCAACCGCAACUCCCCUGUCUCCAACUCCGCCAUGCUCCACCUCACAUCCACCGCUCUCUCCAUCACAGACGACUCCGGCAAUCUCGUCUGGUCUACGCCACCGUUUCGCUCUCCCUCUACGGUUGCCCUGCUCCAGCUUCAAGACUCUGGUAAUCUAGUCCUUCUAGACCAAUUCAAUCACUCCUUAUGGGAAAGCUUCGAUCACCCCACUGACACUAUUGUGAUGGGACAGCGAUUACCCGUCAGAAAAGAAUCAUCAACCGUAAGUGCUCCUCGGACCGACGUAAACUUGUCGACCGGUGAUUACAGGUUCGCAGUCACUGUCGGAGGGGAUGCGGUAAUGACGUGGAAUGGAAUGACUUAUUGGAAAUUAUCGAUGGAGCCAAAGGCUUAUAAGGACUCGAACCUACCUGCUUCGUACAUGGCCCUAAAUGGCACGGGUUUGUAUCUGUUUGCGGCAAACGGCUCCGCAGUUGUGGUCCACAUGAAUUUGGAUGAGUCUGAGUUUCGAGUUGCAAAGUUAGAAUCCAAUGGCAAGUUCAGUGUGAAAAGCUUCAAGAACCAGAACUGGGUACAGGAGUUCACUGGUCCAGAGGAUGACUGUAGAAUCCCUUAUGUUUGUGGCAGAAUCGGACUCUGUUCCACUGGAACAUGCUCUUGUCCCCAAGGUUUUCGCACUAGUUCCGAAACAAACCAAGGUUGUUCGCCUACAGAUAGUUCUUACUCUUUGCCAUCAGCUUGUAAUGCAAGUGUGAAUAGCAAUGGUAGUGAAUAUAAUUCGUCCACUUCUUACAUGAAAUUGGGAGAUGGUAUGGACUAUUUCUUUAAUGAUUUUACCGAUCCUCUGAUGCAUGGUGUCAAUUUAUCUAUUUGUGAGGAUCUUUGUUCUAAGAAUUGUUCUUGUUUGGGAUUGUUUCAUGAUAAGUCUUCUGGUUCUUGCUACUUGCUUGAAAACCAUUUGGGUUCAAUCAUGUCGCAAUCGACAACUAACGCGAAUCGGAUGGGUUACAUAAAGGCUCUUUUUGUAUCCACGGAUGCAGGCCCAAAUGGUAGCAGAAGAAAGCAACAUUUGCCCCUUGUAGGUUUGGUACUAUUACCUCCAUCUGGGUCCUUACUGUUGAUCACAAUAGUAGUUGGACUCUUUUGGUAUAGAAAAAGGAAGUCUAGAAAUGAUGUAGUAAAGUUAGGCCACGCAAACUCAUCUUCAUCAACGGAGCUUGAGAUAAUCUUUAUCCCAGGUUUGCCGGUGAGGUUUGGUUACGAAGAGCUUGUCUUUGCAACAGAAAAUUUCAAGACUCAAAUUGGUUUCGGAGCGUUUGGGACUGUCUACAAAGGCACUAUGCUUGACAAAACUGUUGUUGCGGUGAAGAAGAUCACUAGUUUGGGCGUUGAGGGUAAGAAAGAAUUCUGCACUGAGAUUGCUAUAAUUGGGAACAUUCACCAUGUCAAUUUGGUUCGGUUAAAAGGUUUCUGUGCACAAGGGAGGCAGCGGUUUCUGGUUUAUGAGUUUAUGAAUAAGGGUUCCUUGGAUCGUGUGCUCUUUGGUAAAGGACCUGUUCUGGAAUGGCAAGAGAGAGUUGAGAUUGCCUUGGGUACAGCAAGGGGUCUGGCGUACUUACAUAGUGCUUGUGAGCAGAAGAUCAUCCAUUGCGAUGUGAAGCCAGAAAACAUUCUGUUGCACAACAAUCUACAGGUGAAAAUAUCAGAUUUUGGGCUCUCGAAACUGCUUAGUCCUGAGCAAUCUGGUUGGUUUACAACCAUGAGAGGAACUAGAGGCUAUCUAGCACCCGAAUGGCUAACUAACUCUGCAAUCACUGAUAAGUCAGAUGUUUACAGUUACGGAAUGGUUUUACUAGAAAUAAUCAGAGGGAGGAAGAACUGCUCACUCCAAACACGAACUUCAAGGGCAGAUAAUUCUAGCCUCAGUGGAAAUGGCCAAUCACCAUCUCCCUCAUCAAUUUAUUUCCCACUAUUGGCAUUGGAAAUGCACGAGCAAAGGCGGUACUUGGAGCUCGCAGAUCCAAGGCUUGAGGGAAGGGUAACAAGCGAGGAGGUGGGAAAACUAGUUCGAGUGGCAUUGUGUUGUGUGCACGAAGAGCCAAUGAUAAGGCCAAGCAUGACUAAUGUUGUUGGUAUGUUGGAAGGUGGACAUCCAUUAGGUGUGCCGCAGGUAGAGUCGCUCAAUUUUUUGCGGUUCUUUGGCCAGAGAUUCACCGAGGCGUCAAGAAUAGAAGGGUAUAGUGAACAGAAUGAGUUUGUAUUGCUCCCACAAGUAAAUGGACCCUAUAAUAGCAGUUCAAGCGGCUCCUAUUCUUACAUUUCAUCACAGCAAGUAUCAGGUCCUAGGUAGGUAGUAUCAGUCCUUAAUUGGUUUGUGCUUGUGUAAAAUUGUUUGUUCUAGAAGGUAAAGGACGCCCUUCUUAUCGCAUGAUGGUGAUGCCUAAAUGUUUGAGGCUGCUGUAGAUGUAUAUAAUUCCGUUUUACACCCGUUUUUCUUUUUUGUUUUGCGAAGGAUUGUAAAGCCACGGAUUCAUGCUUGGUUUCAUCCCAGAAUAUGAGCUAUCCCUUCUAAUGAUAAAAGCAGUAGAGGAUGGAGAUGUAUCAUUAUGUAAGUGUAAAGUAGUAUAGAUUUGCACAAGCCAGUUAGUUAUGUCAUUAUUGCAAAGACUUGGUUUUUGGCAAUUUGUUUAAGGUGUUUUGGUUACCUUACCUUCUUUAUUGAUCAAUCAAUAAGA
Rhododendron vialii is the source of this 3070-nucleotide messenger RNA. Its product is annotated as G-type lectin S-receptor-like serine/threonine-protein kinase At5g35370. Bases 37 to 2685 code for a protein of 882 amino acids. Gene Ontology annotation, biological process: recognition of pollen; protein phosphorylation. The record is from RefSeq and is a predicted model, not a curated record. The transcript has a single exon. Lineage: Eukaryota; Viridiplantae; Streptophyta; Magnoliopsida; Ericales; Ericaceae. Gene Ontology annotation, molecular function: ATP binding; protein serine/threonine kinase activity.